Dictyostelium discoideum AX4 is the source of this 1584-nucleotide messenger RNA. RefSeq lists its product as hypothetical. Lineage: Eukaryota; Evosea; Eumycetozoa; Dictyosteliales; Dictyosteliaceae. The coding region runs from base 1 to 1584 and encodes 527 amino acids. The transcript has 3 exons. Gene Ontology annotation, cellular component: extracellular region. The record is from RefSeq and is a predicted model, not a curated record.
AUGUUAAUUUUAGUUAAAACUUCAACAAUAACAUUUUCAUUGGAUGUUCAAAGAGAAGAUGGAAUUGAUGUAUUAUACAAUAAAGUUGCAGAAAGAUCAGGUCAAAAAGUAUUUCAAUUUUCAUUAAUAUAUGCUGGUGAUGUUUUAUCAAAUAGUACAAGUAAAAACACGAUUGGAGCAUGUGGUAUUAAAACAGAGAGUACAGUUCAUAUGAUCAUUAUUAAAGAAUUCAAAUUAACAAUUCAAUAUCUUGAUAAAUCAUAUCCAAUUCUUGUUCCAAAUAAUGAAGGAUUAAAAAUAUCAACUUUGAAAUUCCAAAUUAAAAAUUCAUUACAAGAGGUUAUUGAUGGUUUAGAAAGUAAAUCAGUUAAUGGAAUAGUUUUAUCAAAGAAUGAAAUUGAAUUGAAUAAUUCAUCAUCUUUACAAAGUGUAUUAAAUAAUGGUGAUAUGGUUGAAAUGAAAUUAAUUGAAGAAAUUAUAAUUCCACCAACUACAACAACAACAACAACAACAACAACAUCAUCACCAUCAAAUUAUUUAGAAGAAAAAAAGAGAAAAGAAAAAGAAAUUCAAGAUGAAAAUGAUAGAUUAUUAAAAUCAUUUAUUGAAAAUAAUGAAUCAAUUACAUCAGAUGUUGAAAUUAUGUUUUGUUUUGAUACAACUGGUAGUAUGUAUCCAAUUAUUGAAAAUGUAAGAAAAGAAGUUACAAAAACUGUUAAAUGUUUAAUUAAAGAUAUACCAAAUAUUAAAAUUGGUAUAAUGGGAUUAGGAGAUUAUUGUGAUGGUGAAAAUUUAAUUAAAACUUUAGAUUUAACUUCAAAAGAAAGUGAUAUUAUAACAUUCAUUAAAGAGAUUCCAAGAACUAGUGGAGGUGAUUGUCCAGAAGCAUAUGAAUAUGCAUUGCUAAAAGCAAAACAAUUAUCUUGGUCAUCUCAUACUUCAAAAGCAUUUGUAUUAAUUGGUGAUAAUGUUCCUCAUGAACCAUCUUAUACAAAUUUAAAUAUUAAUUGGUUUAAAGAAUGUGAUGAUCUUUAUAAUAUGGGUAUUAAAAUUUAUGGUGUUAAAGCAGGAACAGAUAGUUCAGUAUCUUGUUUUUAUCAAGAGAUUGCAGAAAGAACAUCUGGAAUUUCAAUUGAUUUUAAAAACUUUGAUUUAAUCACUCGUUUAUUUUUAGCAAUUUGUUAUAGGGAAUCAUCAAAAACUCAAUUUGAAAAAUAUAAAUCUGAUAUUAAAAAUGAUAAAGAUAGUAAUUUAUCUAAAAUAUUGGAUGAUUUAAAUAAAGAUAAUUAUGAAGUUAUAAAAUCUGAUGAAAUUAAAAAAGAUAAUAAUAAUAAUAAUAGUAGUAAUAAUAAUAAUAACAAUAAUAAUAAUAAUAACGAUGGUGCAUCAUCAAGUACAAAUAAUGAAGAAAAAAAUAAAGUUAUUGUUAGAGAUUAUGGUAAACCAAUAAACUUGAAAUCAAGUCAAAAAUGGUUCAACCAUGAAAUUGAUAUAAAUAGAAAACCUCAAUACAUAUAUAGCAAUAGUUUAAAAUACUUUGUCUUUCAUACUGAAAGCAAAGGAUCAAGAUGUAAUUUAAUGUAA